AUGGACCGUCCGCCGGGCCGCCGGCGGCUCCUGCCCUUCCUGUCCUCGGCCGGCUGCCCGUCAGCGCCGCGCGGGGGUCCGGGGCGCGGGGCUGCGGCGGCCCUGGGCGGCGCGUCACGCGCGUCCUCGCUGCUGCUCCUCCUGCUCGUGCCGCCCCCGCGCCUGGCCGCCGUCGCCCCGCGCAGGCCCCCCGCCGACCCCGAGCGCCCGCGCCUGGCGCCCCGCGCGCCCCCGGCGGGCCUCGCCCCGGGCGUCGCCUGGGCUGCCGGCGCCCUCCGCCUGUGUCGCCGCCGGGCGGCCGCCCUCGCUCCCCCGCGGAGAGAGCUAAGCCUUUCUGCUGGGAGCCUGCAGCUGGAGCACAGAAGAGAUUUGGAGCACAAGAAGAGAGAUUUCACCUCCUGCGGGAACAAGAAGCUCUACUUUGACACUCAUGCCUUAGUUUGUUUAUUGGAAGAAAAUGGGUUCACUACUCAGCAAGCAGAAAUCACUGUCUCUGCAUUGGUCAAGAUCACGGAUGCCAACAUGGAUAUCGUCUACAAGGAUAUGGUCACCAAAAUGCAGCAGGAGGUCACUGUUCAGCAAAUAAUGUCUCAGAUUGCUAAUGUGAAAAAAGAUAUGAUUAUUUUGGAGAAGAGCGAAUUUUCAGCCCUCAGAGCAGAAAAUGAGAAGAUAAACGUGGAACUACAUCGAUUAAAACAACAAAUAAUGGAUGAAGUGAUCAAAGUCCGAACAGAUACCAAGUUAGACUUCAAUCUAGAAAAGAGCAGAGUGAAGGAAUUGUACUCAUUGAAUGAAAGGAAGCUGCUGGAAAUGAGGACAGAAAUGGUGGCAUUGCAUGCCCAGCAAGAUCGGGCGGUCACCCAAACAGACAGGAAGAUAGACACUGAGGUUGCUGGCCUCAAAACCAUGCUGGAGUCACACAAGCUUGAUAACAUUAAAUAUUUAGCAGGGUCUGUAUUCACGUGCCUAACAGUAGCUCUGGGAUUUUACCGCCUGUGGAUAUAAUAAAGUGUCUUUUUAAAGAGAUCCCAAUUGUUUUGCCUUAAGAAUACCAGAUUGCUGUGCCUUUUCUCCCCACCCCCCACCAUUUCCACAUUUUAACCCUCGUUUUGAUUUAUUGUAUAUUAUCUAUUUUAUGCAGAUUAUGGACAUAUAACCAAUGAACGAAUUCAUAAUGGUUCCUUUCGUCUUUUUUGUUUAGUUGCCUUUGUAACAAUGAGUGGUGGACAAAGCACGAAGACCCCACUCAGCUGGACCAGUGAACUUGCCAACAGUAAAUAUUAUGACUCUCUACAAUUUUAAAUCUUCUGUCACAUAGAGGAUUGAGGGGGGCGUCUCCACCUAAAAGGCACAUCUGGUUUCACUAAGUACUAAAGAAUCACCCAAACUAAACCAAGAGCACCGAACCCUCUGUACCUAGUAACCCCGUCCUUCCCUGCAGCCAGUCAGGUGUAGUAAUGAUUCACCUGUACUAUCCCCUAAAGGAAUUUUUUUCUUUGAAUUUCCAUUGUCUUAGUAAGUUAUUGUCUUGGUUAUUUUUCAUAUGUCUCUCAGCUAGAAAGUUUUAUUGCCUAAUGAAGUUUUAUAAUUAUGAUAGGGAAUCUUUCUCUCCCAUCCUCUCCCCAUGGCCUAAGAACUAUAUCAAUACUCCACUUCUGGCAUUGCCUACCCAGAAAACUUGAUAAUUUUCAGCAUGGAUGUCCCAGUUUGUGAGACAAGUUCUCUUUCCUGCUGGUCUUCAUCUGCUUUGUAUACAAGAGAGGCACUCAGUUUUCCUUCUGUAGCAAUAUCUAGAUAUUCAGAUAGCAUCUGCACUUCUUAGAAAGUCUUUAAUGAAUAUGCCUUUGCCAAUUACAAGCUCAGAUUGUAGGCUUUAAAAUUAGAGAGCUGUCAUGCCACGUAUUAUCCUAAUCAAAUUUGAUUCCUUUGGUUGGUAAAGACACUCUCAUGCCUACCUUCUAUUUUUUAAAACAAAUCUCUAGAUACAGCCGGGGUUCUUUUAGGGAAGCACAUUCUCAUGUUAUUUGAAUGGCCUGGGAGAGAAUAGCACUUUAAAAACAAGGACAUCGAGAGCACGUUUGUCUUUCUCUACAUACACACGUGCGCAAAAUCUGGUACAAUGGGGAACCACAGACAUGCCUGUUGAUGGAACUGUGGAAUAAAUCACCCAUUGUCACUGUUCUGACUGCAUUGCAAGAAAGUUACCUUUGUCCUUUGGAUGUCAAACUUUAGAAAAUGUAAGUCAUUGCCUUUUUUAAAACAUAUGUUUAGCACGAAGCUGCUGAACUCCAGAUGAGCCUGAAAAUCAAGUAUUUUGGCAUUCGUAGUAUCAGUUUCAAAGUGAAUAAUGAUUUGAUUGUUUUCAACUUGGUCCAAGAUUAUAUCAACUGCUUCAUAAAAUACUGUAGCAAUAUGUGCUUCCCCUUUCAGAGAAGUCCCAGAAAAUACUGCACAUUUAGCAGUUGCCUUAAGUAUUAACAGAUUUUAGCGAGUAACAUCCCAUUAAGACCACAUUUACAUUUGCAACUACUUGAUAGAGUUAUAACUAUGGUAAGAGUUUGGAGAAAGAGCCUGGAGCACAGACAUUCUUCCAAAAUUAACAGAAUCCCCAAGAGGAAAAAGUGCUGUAUGCAAUUAUGUCUCAAAGUAAACACUGAUUUGUAUAGCUUAAAAACAAGCAAAGUGACCUUAUUUCCCGGUAAAAUAUUUUUUGAAUGACAUUUGGUGGGGUGAUACUCUUUCAUCUGCCAAAAGUAUUCCAAAUGACAGUCCUACUGGUUUAUGGUGUGCUGCACCAGUCACUGAAUUUGGGCCUUGAAUUUUACUGUGUACAGAACAGCCUCGGGAAAAAAUGAACUCAAUUUUGGUGGCUCAGAUUGCAUGCAUAUAUGGAAGUCAGGGGGUUUGGGACUGUGUUCCCAUUGUUUGGCCAAAUGCAUACUAUUUGAAAAGCAUGAGCCAGAAAUAGAAGCAUACCUUUCCCACUGCUAGCUGGCCUAGACUUCUGGGGGGAGCACAAGCAUGCUGGGACUGGACACAGUGGGACAACUUCCUGAACUAGCCUGGCUCGGGAUUGCCAUCGCUUUGGGAUUUAGGCCUUAGCCUAAUUUCAGGAGAUGCCUAGUACGACUUGCAGAUAACCCGUGUGUACCACCUGGGAAAUCAACCAGAGCCAGAUACUGCGAACAUACCCCUGUAGGCACAGGUGCCUUAGCUACAAACGCCCAAAGCAGAACAUCAGAUGGAUAGGAUCUGUAUUUCAUUUCCAUUCUGAGGGGUUCCUCUACAUUCCUACUUUCUUCUCUCUCCUUUUCUUGUUUAAAAAGCCCAAACUCUAAUUCUACUCCUUUCCUGUUCCUUUAAUAAGCAAAACCUGUCUGCCUAUACAUUUCUUUACAGGAAACAGGAUUUUGAUUUUUCUGGGCUGUUCUUACUCCUUCAGCUGGUUUUUUAGCUUAAUAUCUAACAAAACUAAAUCUGAGUUGUAUUCAUUUUUUCCCUUAAGUAUGCCAAGUACCUCAGUUGAGAAGUCAAGUUCAAGAAGAAAGGCUUGACUCAAACCAGACAUCUUGCUGGAAUUUGUCUCGGAACACUCUAAAAAUAAAAAUCCUGAGCCACAGAGAACAUGUCCCUGCCUGGGUUGUCCCCAGCUCAGCUCGUGCUUUUACCUCUGUAGCUGCAUUUAGUGACAUGAGCUCCCCUCUCGUGUUCCAGCCUUCUCCGUCGCUGCCUCUGCCUGUUAAUUAACCAUGUCAGCAUGGGCGAGCGUUUCUCUUCCCCCACCCUGCAAAGCUAUGUUGAUACUGUUGGCAUCAUUUCCAAACAAGUAUCACAUAAAUGGUAACUACAGUAGAAUUCAUGCCUAGGAAACAUUGGCUUUAACCAUACGUUUAUCAAAUUUGUGGCUUUUCUGACACUAAAGCAACAGCAUGUUAAGCACGAUUUAUUCUUGAUGUAUUCUUUAUGCUUGAGAAUGUUUAGCCUUUCACUGAAAUUUUAUUUGGAAAAUAUCUUUACAGAUUUACACUUAUGUUCUUCCGAUUAUAACCCAAAUGAUUUAUUAACCCUUUUAUCACAUAAGCAAAUAUUCAGUUCCAUUUUGUUGUAUAAUACAGUAGGCAUAAUAUUUUUAUUAUCUAAAAUAUUUAAUUAUUUCUGUGUGACUACUACACUUUUCAUUCAAAUUAUUCAAUGAGUAGGCAAAUCUAGAACAACUUGUGCCUGCACUGUGUUUUAAUGUUACUCCCUCCAUUGUGUAUGAUAACACUGGUGUAUUAUAAGAAAACCUUAAAAAUUGGGUUUGUAUAGACAACUUUGAAAGUGCUUACUUAUAAAAUAAACUUUUUAUUCAAAAGAA
Messenger RNA from Canis lupus familiaris (dog), 4357 nucleotides. It is a transcript of the gene MCUR1, whose product is annotated as mitochondrial calcium uniporter regulator 1. Lineage: Eukaryota; Metazoa; Chordata; Mammalia; Carnivora; Canidae. Gene Ontology annotation, cellular component: mitochondrial inner membrane; mitochondrion. Gene Ontology annotation, biological process: positive regulation of mitochondrial calcium ion concentration; calcium import into the mitochondrion. The record is from RefSeq and is a predicted model, not a curated record.